This is a messenger RNA of Rhododendron vialii, 1379 nucleotides long. RefSeq lists its product as uncharacterized. The transcript has 3 exons. The record is from RefSeq and is a predicted model, not a curated record. Lineage: Eukaryota; Viridiplantae; Streptophyta; Magnoliopsida; Ericales; Ericaceae. Bases 448 to 816 code for a protein of 122 amino acids.
CACGUGUUAGUCUUUAAAUAUGUAAGCUUCAUUGAAAAGUUGAAAUCUAUGGUUGAGGAUUUCUUGUGGAACCAUUACACAUUCCCAACUGCAUAUUCCCAACUGUUGUUAACAAAAGAAAAGAAUAGUCCUCUUGUCAAGAGGUAUUGAACGGCAAAGAAAAUUUUCAUUCAACGAUCAAAAGUUAAAAUGAAAGAAACUUAUGGCCGGUGACAAGUUAAUGAACGGUAUAUCUGUACUUUUGGGGAGUCUCUCAAAGAGAUUCAUUAACGACUCUAAAGUUCCGACUUGCAUUUUAGCAUGCGAACAAUGUUUAUCUAAAACGGGAAUUAAGAUUUCGUAUCUUUCUAAUCCUCCAUUACAGUUGUGUUUGGCAACUUGAAUUGAAAUUAUUGAUUGCAAACCCCUUGUUUUUAUGGUUCCAGCUGUAAAUGUUGGCCAGCCAUAAUGAACAAAAGAACCAGCAUAAACAGUCCUCCAUUUGCUCAUGCUCGUUUGGAGUUUGCUUCCCAUUUGUUUUGUCCUGAACUGGUUUUGGAUGCUAAUCCUACUCUAGCUAUUUCGGCGUGGAGAAAAUCGAGUAAUGAUUCCCUUAAAAUCAAGGAUGCAGCUUUUAACUGUAAUGGUUUUAAUGCUACGGGGUGGUUAUUCAAAAUCACCGGGGGGAGAUGGUGGAUGAUUCUUAUAGAAGAUUCAAGAUGUCAUCUGUCCUUCAAGGAGAACUCCUUGCGAGUAGGAUGGCGUGUGUUAUGGCCAGGGAUAUGGGGCUUUCUAAUGUGGCGAUUGAGUCGGAUAGCUAGCAAGCCAUUAACUUGAGCGUGUUUGAAUUGGUUCCCCCGAAAGCUCUAGUGUUGGUGAUGGAUAUCCGGAAGUUGGCUCGUGAUGUUAGUCUCCAUUUCUCCUGGGUUCGUAGGUCCGCCCAGUUUACGUAGUAUGCUUUUUUCAGAUUGCAUUUCCCUUUGGAUAAUGAUAAUGCCAAAAUAAUUUUGUUGGUGCCAAAACUCCAAUGCAAGAAAGACUUGUAUACUGAAUAUGGUACAAGCCCAUUAUGCAUUGGAGUUUUAGCACCACCAAAAACAAUUUUAACAUUAUCAUUUCCCUUCCCUUUUUGUAGCCUUUUGGCAUGCUUAUCAGAUCAAAAAAAACAAAAGAUGUAGCCCGUUAAAAAUCGCUAGAGGCUAAAUGCCUAACUGUUUGGCCAAGCUUCAAUAGUGACUUUUAUUAUUCCGUCAAAAUCGCAAGAGGCCAAAUACCUAACUACUUGGCCAAGCCUAGCUGAUGCAUCAAUGUCAUUGCCAGAGCAAUAGGGACUUUUAUUCAAAGCUAUGAAGCUAUCCGACAGAACAGUACGUUGACAUGGGUUUGAGCAAGAGGGCACG